UUUUUAGAUUUAAGCUUGAGUUGUGCUUUUCUUUGUCUCUUUGGGAAGAAACUGAGAGAGUAAGUAUAUAUUAUUACCAAAGAUUUAUCUGCUUGUGUUUGGAGAAAUCCUUGUUUUCUUUUGUUUUCUACUGUGUUUUUAGCCUCUUGAAAACUAAUUUUCAAAGCCAUCACUUUUCGGAAUUUAGCUGCAAAAUAUAUUAUAGAAGGAGAGGAAGGAAGAAAUUAUGUCCGGUGAAGCUUUCUUUAUUCCUUCUUCUUCAAUAGGAGGGUUCAUCCAAGACCAAAAUAAUGCAAACCCUAACCCUAAAGAUAAUCCAAAUCCCGUUAAGAAGAAGAGAAAUCUUCCAGGAAACCCUGAUCCAGAUGCAGAAGUUAUUGCUUUAUCCCCCAAAACGCUUAUGGCGACAAACAGAUUCGUCUGCGAAAUAUGCAAGAAAGGUUUCCAAAGAGACCAGAACUUGCAGCUUCAUCGAAGGGGUCAUAAUCUUCCAUGGAAGCUGAGGCAAAGAACCAACAAAGAAGUUCGUAAGAAGGUUUAUAUUUGCCCCGAGAAAACCUGCGUACACCACGAUCCGUCAAGAGCCCUCGGCGACCUCACCGGGAUAAAGAAACAUUACAGCAGGAAACAUGGGGAGAAGAAGUGGAAGUGCGAGAAAUGUUCGAAGAAAUACGCUGUUCAAUCCGACUGGAAAGCUCACUGUAAAACUUGUGGUACUAGAGAGUACAAGUGUGACUGUGGCACACUAUUUUCCAGAAAAGACAGCUUCAUCACUCAUAGAGCGUUUUGUGAUGCUUUAGCUGAAGAAAGUGCAGGGCUUACUUCUGUUGCAGCUACAAGUACAACCCUAAAUUUCAGAAACGACGCUAUGAAUCUUACUCGUGCAUUUUCUGGUUUUCCUCAAGAUUUUCCUGCAGCAGGCUUGUCUGAGAUGGUUCAAAUGGCUCCAGGCAAUCUGUUUGGUUCAUCUUCACACUUUCCUGGAUUCGAAAACAGUGGUGGAACUUCAUCAAAUCACAAUCUUUCCUGUAUAGAAGAAGGUGGAAAUGAAGGCAAUUUAAUGGAAAGUCUCUCGUCUCUAUAUUCCGAUUCUCAAAACAAACAAUCCAAGCUUACUGAUUCUCCAAUGUCGGCGACCGCACUGUUGCAGAAAGCGGCUCAGAUGGGUUCAACGAGAAGCAAUCCAUCGUUCUUCGGGAACAGUUUCGGUGUAAUGAGCAGCUCGUCUUCCUCCUCGCACACGGCCACUAAUUUCAUGGCAUCACCAGGUGAACCGAGUCGAUUAAACAUACACCCUGGUUCUAGUCCGUUCGUUCAUAGCUUGACAAGGGACUUCCUUGGAAUGAACAACGAUCAAUCUGGUCGGUCACUUUUACCCCAAGAACUAGCCAAAUAUGCAUCAAUUGGUUCAACCAUGGGCCUGAGUCAAUUCACCAGCACCAACCACUGAGUUCAUCUACCUUUCAAAUACCCGUACAUGAUUACAGUUCGGUGUAAAAAAGAAAAAGUGGCAAAAAAUUAUACGGUCGUGGUCCUAUAUAUGCAAUAUAACAAUAUAUGUGUACAAAGGGCAAUGCAAAACCCAAACCCCCCAGAAAACAAGCACAGUAACUCGGGCUUGUGAAUGGUCAGUGAAAAGCCCGAGGUGGCCCUGACUCCAUGUUUGAAAUGACUAAACAAUGAGCCAACUCCGAGUCAUGAUGUUCCUCCCUUUGUUGUUUUGCUCCAUGUCUUACCUCUCUUAUCGUUUUUUAUCACUGUUUUAUUAUUAUUAUUUGUUUCCCUUUGCUUAUCCUAAUUAAUUAUAAUAGAUUAGUAUUAA
Messenger RNA from Hibiscus syriacus, 1822 nucleotides. Its product is annotated as zinc finger protein JACKDAW-like. NCBI's taxonomy places the organism in Eukaryota, Viridiplantae, Streptophyta, Magnoliopsida, Malvales, Malvaceae. The record is from RefSeq and is a predicted model, not a curated record. Gene Ontology annotation, molecular function: DNA-binding transcription factor activity. The transcript has 4 exons. Bases 227 to 1450 code for a protein of 407 amino acids. Gene Ontology annotation, cellular component: nucleus.